This is a messenger RNA of Carassius auratus (goldfish), 6389 nucleotides long. RefSeq names its product neuroligin-2-like. The record is from RefSeq and is a predicted model, not a curated record. Gene Ontology annotation, cellular component: membrane. Bases 797 to 3283 code for a protein of 828 amino acids. NCBI's taxonomy places the organism in Eukaryota, Metazoa, Chordata, Actinopteri, Cypriniformes, Cyprinidae. The transcript is spliced from 9 exons. Gene Ontology annotation, molecular function: neurexin family protein binding.
GUUACGUCGGCGUUUGUUCCCGGAAAACCGACAUAAAUCACAUCAAAUACGUGCAAACGGAAAGAGAGUGUUGAUUAGACUCACAGAGGAGGAAAACAUUUCAUAGAAGUGAAUUUGUGUUUGUUGUUUGGUUUUUCCCCCAUAUGCGCUUAUAAUGGGAGAAGCCGGCGGUCGUUUCCAAACAAGCUCUUCAGUGGACAAAUCCAACUAGACUUCAUUAAGAGCGCGCGCGUGAACAGACCUUCACUUCUGCAACCGUUUCCUCUGAAUCUGUUUUAUGUCUGGGUGUUGUCGGGAGAAACCGUGAAACAUUUCCUGCUGUUCUUGGACGACGGAGAAUCUUUUGGUUUAUCCCGAGCUCAGGCUGAUGGAAUUGCGCUGAGCAACGCUUAAGAAAACGAGGAAAUACCCACAGAGCUCCAAUAUCACAGACCUCUGAUUUCUCCCUGCGGCUCGUUCCCAGGAUCAGCAAUCAUCUGUGUGACCUCUAUAACUGACCUCAUGAGGACGGCUAAGGGAGAUGGAACGUAACAGAAUUUUCUUCUUUACUCUCUAUUGCAUUCCCACGAUAAUACACCAGGGCUGAGCACAACCACGGCCCCUCGUCCACCCCAACCCUUCCACAGUCCCCCCAUUCCGUUCCUUCCUCUUGCUCCCUGAAAGACCAAAACAAACCAGCGGGACCCCUUUUUCUUGUUCUGUUAUAAUAGUUUAACUUUCCUUUGCCCUUCACCCGUGACAAAGCAAAGCGGAAGUCAAUAAACCGGUGAAGCGGAGAAGGAAAAACAAGACAGUCAUGUAUCUGCCCCAUGCCUUCAAACGCAAUUUGGGCCAUGCCCGCAAUUCAGAGGCCACCCACGCAGUUACUCUCCUCUGGUUGGCUCUGUGGAUCACCUUUGCAUCGUGUCAGCGCAUUGAUCCUGGCUCCAAAUAUCCCACCGUCACCACAAACUACGGAAAGUUGCGUGGGAUUAAAAAAGAGCUUAACAAUGAGAUUCUGGGUCCCGUUGAACAGUACCUUGGCGUCCCCUAUGCCACAGCACCAAUCGGAGACCGUCGUUUUCAACCACCAGAAGCUCCUGGGUCUUGGCAGGAAGUGCGGAACGCUACACAGUUUGCUCCUGUUUGCCCACAGAACGUGCAUGGUGUUUUACCUGAGAUCAUGCUGCCCGUGUGGUUUACCGACAACUUGGAUGUGGCCGCCACCUACAUUCAGAAUCAGAGUGAAGACUGUCUCUACCUCAACGUCUAUGUGCCCACAGAGGACGGUCCACUCACAAAAAAACACGAUGAAUCGACACUGAACCGGCCACGAGAUGAAGACAUCCGCGACCGCAGGAAGAAACCAGUCAUGCUGUUCAUUCACGGUGGCUCUUACAUGGAAGGAACCGGAAACAUGUUUGACGCCAGUGUGCUUGCGGCAUAUGGGAACGUCAUUGUAGUCACCAUGAACUAUAGGCUGGGAGUUCUGGGUUUUCUUAGCACAGGAGAUCAGUCUGCUAAAGGGAACUAUGGCCUGUUGGAUCAAAUCCAGGCCUUGCGUUGGCUGAAUGAGAAUAUUGGACACUUUGGUGGCGAUCCUGAACGGAUCACGAUCUUUGGCUCUGGGGCGGGAGCGUCUUGUGUCAACCUACUCAUCCUGUCACACCACUCUGAGGGCCUGUUUCAGAGAGCCAUCGCUCAGAGUGGUACAGCCAUCUCCAGCUGGUCCAUUAGCUACCAGCCACUGAAGUACACUAAGAUUCUGGCCCGUAAAGUGGGAUGCACAUAUGGGGAGACCGCAGACCUGGUGGAUUGUCUCCGCAGGAAAAACUUCAGAGAGUUGGUGGAUCAGGACAUCCAGCCGGCCCGCUACCACAUUGCAUUUGGACCCGUGAUGGACGGAGACGUUGUGCCAGAUGACCCCGAGAUCCUGAUGCAGCAGGGGGAGUUCUUGAACUACGACCUUCUGAUUGGUGUAAAUCAGGGAGAGGGGCUGAAGUUUGUGGAUGAUGGGGGCACUGAGAGUGAAGAGGGCAUUUCAGCUGCAGCUUUUGACUACACCAUCUCCAACUUUGUGGAUAACCUCUAUGGCUAUCCUAAAGGUAAAGACAUCCUGAGGGAGACUAUUAAGUUCAUGUACACAGACUGGGCAGACCGAGACAAUGGUGAAAUGCGGCGCAAGACUCUCCUGGCGUUGUUCACGGAUCACCAGUGGGUGGCUCCAGCCGUAGCUACUGCCAAGCUCCACGCAGACUACCAGUCUCCCGUCUACUUCUACACCUUCUAUCACCACUGCCAGACCGAGACCCGACCCGAGUGGGCAGACGCUGCUCACGGGGAUGAGAUACCAUAUGUGUUCGGGGUGCCCAUGAUCGGAGCAACAGACCUCUUCCCUUGCAACUUUUCCAAAAAUGAUGUCAUGCUUAGCGCUGUGGUGAUGACUUACUGGACCAACUUUGCCAAGACCGGGGAUCCCAACUUGCCUGUUCCUCAGGACACCAAGUUCAUCCACACCAAACCCAACCGCUUUGAGGAAGUGAUCUGGACCAAGUUCAAUUCCAAAGACAAGCAGUAUCUCCACAUUGGCCUGAAGCCUCGCAUCCGGGACAACUACCGAGCGAAUAAGGUUGCCUUCUGGCUGGAACUGGUUCCUCACCUCCACAACCUUCACGAGGAGGUCUUCAGCACCGCCACAACCCGGCUGCCUCCAGGAACCGCCCGCACCCCACCCUGGAAGGGUCAGGGACCUCGUACCACACGCCAUCCCAUCCCAACCUACCCUUCAGAAUCGGACCCAGACAGCUCAGAGCCCCCUCGAUUCCCUCCCUUCCCAAGCGACACCCGGGACUACUCUACCGAACUGAGCGUGACGGUAGCUGUCGGUGCAUCGCUCCUCUUCCUCAACAUCCUUGCCUUCGCCGCACUUUACUACAAACGCGACAAACGGCACGAGAUGCGACGGCACCGACUGUCCCCGCAGCGAGGCGUACCUGCUAAUGAUUUAGCACACAGCCAAGAGGAAGAGAUCAUGUCCCUGCAAAUGAAGCACUCGGAGCAUGACCCCCACCAUGACAUGGAGCCGCUGCGACCGCAUGAUAUUUUACGUCCCUCAUGUCCACCCGAUUACACAUUGGCACUUCGACGGGCACCGGACGAUGUUCCCCUCAUGACCCCCAAUACUAUCACAAUGAUUCCCAGCACCAUUACUGGCAUGCAACCCCUCCAUGCCUUCAACACUUUCCCUACAACCACCGGCCACAACAACACCUUACCCCACCCUCACUCCACCACCCGUGUAUAGUAGCGCCCCUAAACGAGAGGACUAGCUCUCAUACACAUCCAGUUUUCUCUCUCUGCCCACCUUUUCAAGCUCCUAAACUUCUUGAGCAGUGACAGCGCAUCCUGUCGGCGUUCUCAUAGACACAAUCAAGGAUUGGUAGAAGUUGUACAAACUAGAGGAGCUCAAUGGUGAGCAACAGAUUUGGUCGGCAGUGACAAGUCACCAGCCUCGCACUGGAUUCAACUUGCUGUUCGUUUUUACACAUUGUUCUUAAAGAAAUUGGGCGUCAGUGAUUGACUGAGCUGAUCCGAUGUCAUAAGGAGAAAUGGGGACAUUUACCCACUUUUCUUCUCUCAGUAAAUUGGCAGAGUGCAGAUUUCAUCCAUCCUUUUGUUAUUCCAUUAGCAGCCCAUCGCUCUCUGUCUGAAUGUGAUCUGUGUCCUUGGGUUAUGUUUUACAUGAAUCACAAGGGCAUUCGAUAAAAGGCGCAAGCUGGAUAUGUUGUGUUUACCUGCAGUUUUGUGUCAAGUAUUAAACCAUUCCUUGUAACAAGACACAAAGAGAGAAAAUGACAGCAUCUGACAGAAGACGAAAACAAAAGUGCCAACAUCCUCUCUUUUCUUUUUUCCGCUCUCGCUCUGCACUGUGCGUGUCAUUUUAUCACACAUAUUUGACUUGGCUAUGUGUUGUUUCUUAGGAAGAUUUUUGUAUGUAUAAAUAUAAAGACAAAUAUAUAAAAGAAUGAUUUAAAUAUAUAUUUACAUGGAUUGCUCUGUGGGAUCUAUGCAUGAAAUAUUUUAAAGCACCAAGAAGGACUUUUUUUGUUUGUUCGUUUGUUUUUGAAGUUUGCUUGAUUCUCCUUCUCUGCAGUGGUAUUUUCAUCAGUAUUAGUCCAAAUGUAACCUCCUCAGUCGGACCACUCUAUAGGACAGUAACCUCUCUCUGUAUCCAGAAAGAGAGCUAUCGACAAUAUUCUUUUUAAUGCUUUUUGACAUUCAUAUACAGAUGUUGGUGCUAUUAUUUGACCAUCAACCAUGUAGUGCUCUUCCAGAGCCAUCUGGGAUGGUCCGAACAAUUGCAUAAAUACAGCAAAUAGCAAAUGCAUAUGUACAAUACAAAUGAUGCUCUUACACCUCAGCCCAUCUUUCUCUCUCUGUGUCCUCUCUCGUCUAUCUCUGUCCUUAUUCUUUCAGUUCAACACCAUUUGGUUUUUACCAACCAAGUUUAAUAAGCAUCUUUUUGUGUAUUUGUGCGUGUGCACACAUAAAGAGAGUGUGUUUUCUAGGCAAUAGCCAUGUGUCCUGUACAUUUGUGGGCUUAUAUGAGGUAAGAGAAUAUGUGACGGAGAGGCACAGCGAGAGAGAGAAGUCCUCAUAACACAGAAAUCUUUGGCCCUCUAUCAUUCAGGAAAACCUACCUGGCCAUUUAACAUACUAAAUAUUUGGGAAUAGACUGGAAGCACUGCUAAUAUCAGUUUGAUGUGUUCACCCACAUCUCUACACAUCUCAUCUGUCUGCACUGCACACUUUUUGACAAGGUUAUGACAAGCACAGCAAAUAGUGGUGGCAAACUAGAUCUUUAUAUAGAAAAAUCAAACAGAUUGUUUCUUCAGAAUACAUGUUCAGGUUAAAGAACAAAUGGCUCUGAAUCACUGGACAGUAGCUGUGGGAUAAACAUGAUCACUUAUGUUCUCUUGCCUUGUUAGUCAUAUUUUUCUGCCACUGCUGUGUCACGGGAGGAUGACGGAUUGUGAAAUGGGUUUGUCUCACUGUUGGCUCCAGUGUAUUGAGCCCGAGAUGCCCAGGACCAUCAUGAUGGAGCAAGAACUAACGCCAGUAUGCUGCACAUAGUACUAAACAUGAACAGACUCUAAUUCCUGAGCAAACAUGCUGGAGGUUCAUUCAUGAAAACAGAACUUUCUUCCGCAGUGUUUGACUGAAAACAACAACAACCGGACAAUAAACGAAGGGAGAUUGGAACAAACUUUUGGUUGCAAGUACCUUCCUGAGAUCCGAGAGUGAAGGUUGGACCUGUGAAUAUGUACCAUCUGUGGACUUUUGUGUGGUUGUAGGUAUAACUGAACUCCAUUUGAACCUCCCUCAACCUCAGUUCUAAUAAUCAGUAGUUCUUACUCUUUUGUUAUUUCUCUCGUUUGUUUUUGGACGCUCAACCACUAGAGUGUAAUGUCGUGGUACAUACAGAAUAAAGAGUCUACAUCCAUUCCGAGCCAUUCAUUGGGUCUUCAGUAGACGUACAGUGAGAGAAGGAGGAAUAGAAAUGAACUGUACAUUUUUAAGUGUAAGAACAAAUCAACUGAAAAUAUUUGUAAAUAUUCAGUUACUUGUUUAAAUGUUUUGUUUGUUCUUCUUUUCUUUUGGUUUUCUUUCUGGUUUGAAAUUUGAAAUACGUUGUGACCAGGACAACAGGUGCAAGUUCUAAUUCAGCCACCAGCAAAAUUGAUGAAUCUGAUUCGUUAAAUUCACUUUCUGCUGCUUCAUUUAGUUUUGAGAUCAGAGGAUGGAGAGGAUGAAUUGCUCCCAUAUUUAAGCAUAAAGAGAUAUAACGAGUGUAUUAUGUAGCAUACCAAUGUCACUUGAAUCAUCACAGCUAGUCAUAUUUCUGCACAAGUAUGAUUGGCUGUCUGUUUCUUGUACAUAUCCUACCAGUUUUCAAAAUUCUUUGAUAUGAAGAUGGACUAGAACAUCAAGGUUAUUUAAGCAAAGCACUGGAAACUAUGGUGGUUAUGAGUAGUUUUUAAUCUGCCAUGAACUUGUUGUAGCAUUGAAGUCUUACCAAACGGUGUUAGAGAUUUUAUGAAACAUCUAAAAUAGGGAGAAAAUAUUGUUUUAUGGUCUCAUUUGUACACUUUAUUAUACAUUUUAUUUUAUUUUUUGAAUGAAUUAAGCAUCUAGUGAAAUAAUGCCAAAUUAAAGGUGCACAAGGAUCUGGAUAUGUCAAGUCUGAUGGUUUAAAGAUUACUGAAUAAAUGAAACACACGUUAUUCCUCUAAGAAAAUAAAUACUGGGUCCUAAAGCAAAUUUACACCUGUUGCCCUGUUUUACUAUAUAUAUGUUCAGAAUCAGAACACCACAGUUGAUGAAGAAUACACAUGUUAAUAAUGGAUUUU